GCGAGAAUAAUUCCGCUCGCGAGUUCGAUCGUUUAGAAGGACAGCCCUCGACGCUCUUUUACUUCGUCAGAUACUCAUUCAUUCGUUUUCGCGCCAACUUUGCUAUGCGUUCCUCCUUUGCGGUAGUAGCCGCCGCCUUGUCGGUUGUGCGCGCGCAGUCACCGUCACCAUCGCCAUCACCAUCAGAUAAGCGCGGUCUCGUCUUCGUGCCCAACAAGGAUAGCCCAGAGGAUAACUCGAUCUGGGUCCGAGACGGCUCUGAUUUGACAUGGUACUACAACUACCACCCGGACCCGUCUCCUGUAUACGCCGACCAACCGCAGAGUGACUUCGAAUUCGUGCCAAUGCUAUGGGGCUCUCUCGACGACACGUCGUUUCUGGAUACCGUCAACGGACUGAUCGAAGAUGGGCGCAACAUCAGCCACGUGCUGACAUUCAACGAACCCGACGGGCCGAGCCAAUACGGAGGAAGCGAUAUAUACCCCUGGAAGGCUGCCCAAGUCUGGGUCGACAAUAUCAUACCGUUGCAAGAGAAGGGAAUCAAGGCCGGGUUACCGGCUUGCACGGGCGGCACAGGCGGGAUUCCCUGGCUGCAGGAAUUCUUGGGCAACUGUUCGCAACUCAUCAGCACCGAUGAUAACAAGAAGAACUGCUCCUACGACUUUGUGACAAUCCACUGGUACGGAAACUUCGAGGGCCUGGCAAGUCAUCUUGGUGAAUAUGCUGCUGCGUUCCCGAACAAGACGCAGUGGAUCACCGAGUACAACUUCGACAACCAGGACCUCGAGACGACUCAGAAAUUCUAUCUCACCUCUGCCGAGUACUUCGACCGUAUAGAUAGCGUUGCGCGUUACAGCUUAUUUGGCUCAUUCCGUUCAGAUGUUAGCAACGUCGGCCCCAACGCCGUCAUGCUCAACAACGAUGGCGAGCUGACGGAUAUCGGCUCCUGGUACCUGGGCGGCCAAGCCACCGGCGUAGAUCCCCAGUCUGGUCGGGCUGGACGGACACAGACUGGUGUGCUGUUGGCUAUGACAGUGGCACUCAUUGGUAGCUUUGCACUCUUCUAGACGUGCGUGUAGCUAAAGCAUUCAGAAGGUGGACAAGUAAUGAAAGAAAUAAUGGGAGAAUGGAGAUGAUAGCUCUCCAAGUCACGAUUCGAGAGCUUACUAUUGCUGAUAGGAUACUCAUGGUUUAUGGUUCAUCUUAUACGGGAAUGUUUGGAAUUCGGUAUAGGGCGUUAUGAGACCCAGUUGGCAUGUCUCCGAACCAGAUAUAGAGUUUUGCAUAUACAUAGUGCAAAGAUACCAGGCGUUUGGG
This is a messenger RNA of Xylaria bambusicola, 1317 nucleotides long. Its product is annotated as glycoside hydrolase family 128 protein. The record is from RefSeq and is a predicted model, not a curated record. Gene Ontology annotation, cellular component: fungal-type cell wall. Lineage: Eukaryota; Fungi; Ascomycota; Sordariomycetes; Xylariales; Xylariaceae. Gene Ontology annotation, biological process: fungal-type cell wall polysaccharide metabolic process. The transcript has 2 exons. Bases 105 to 1067 code for a protein of 320 amino acids.